AUGAACCCAACAAAACCAAACAUCUCUGAGUCUGUGACUUCCCCUGCCCUGGAGGCAGGCUCUGGUGGGACGAAUAAAGAUGAGAAACCUCCCUCCUCCCCUAAGACCUCCGCUUGGACUGAGCAAAAGAUCAGUAACCGAAUCUCUCAGACCUUGGAAGGCUCAUUCAUGUCCUUAACACAAAUUAUGGAAAGUUCUAGAGAUGGGAGUGGAUUUCAAGAGGGGCAUAAUGAGUUGAAACAAGGGGUGGCACCCUCUAUCAGUGUUCUGGAAGAAAACAUGAUUGCACAGGAGCUGGAAGAAAAAAGAGACUGGGAAGACACCUGGUACCACUUUGCACCUCCCUUGCCCCAGCGGCAGAUCCAGAUAAUGGAUGGCGAUAGGUCUCAUGAAAUUACUGAGGCACAAACACUACAGGGUGUGAGCUCCUACACUCCUGAACAUGCCACAUCAACACAAAUUGUCCCAACCACCAUUUCUAUACUGUCGCAAGUCAAGUCUGUUAGCAGUGACUGGCAGAGUUCAACAAAGGACAUUGCUACGUUCCAAAAAGAAGCAUCUUUGAAUUUGAUGACCCAGACACUUUCAGACAGUCUAAAUGGGAAAGGCAGUGAUGACAGUAUGGAGUCAAAUACUGCUCUUGAUCAAGCCACAGUUAUAGUGCCAGGGCAUCCUGAGGACUUCACACCAUAUGGUGCCACUGUCCCUGCUGAUCAGGAGGCCAAUCCCCAUGUCACUCUAGCUGAUUCAAUCAUCACAACAAACCCACAGUUAUCACACCUGGAGAACAGAGGCGUGCACAUGGUUACACAAACUAUUCAGUCAAAUCAAACAGGUGAAGAAAUCAUAAACCCUACAAGGAUUCUGCCAGAUGUGCCAUCAGAGAUAACAUCAUCAAGGCCUGAUGGCACCAGCCUUCAGUGGGAAGACCUCAGCCGCACUCUGGCCUUUGCCUGGGAGCUGCAUGUGUUUGGCUGUGCUUCCCUAUUCCUGCUAUUGGUUGGUGGUGCCCUCUGGGGGAUAAAAGGUGCAUUUGGCCUGCUUCGUCCUUACUGUAUCGCCCUACCCCUGGCAAAUAUUUUGCUCCUGCUAGCAGGAGUAUUGAGGUGUGCUCACUUCCUGAUCGACCCCUAUGGUACACGGCAUAUUUUGCCACGGCCUGCCCUGUCCGCUCUGUACAACUUGCCACUUCCGCUUCUGCUGUGGGCACAGGCUGUGCUAGCGAUGAUUGUUUUGCGUGGACAGAGACUGAAUCUCCUGCCCCCUGCUCUGCAGUGCCCCCGAGUGACUGCAGGACUUGUGGCGCUCCACUGCUUCCUUCUCUUUGUGGCUGAUAUCCUCUCCCAGGCCCUGUCUCCUGCUCUGCCCCUGAUGCUACAGACUUUUUCGGUUUGCUGGGGCUUGCCUCUCUGCUUGGGUCUUCUCUUCCAAACCCUGAGCCCUCUUCAGUCGACCAGGACUCCUGUUCCACAGUGGACAGCGGCAAAGCGAGUCGAACACCGGGCAAGGCGAGUGUUUUCUUUAUGCACUGUCUUGGGAGCACUAAGCUAUGCGUUUCAGAUCCACGGAAUCCUCUGGCUCUACGGCUUGCUUGGAAACUGGAGAAGCUUUGGCUGGGGCUGGUGGCUGUGUCAGUUCUUUGCACGGCUCUUGGAACUGACAUGGAGCUACUGCAUGCUCCUGCUGGCAUCUUGGCCUUUCUGGAGACCCAGGGGAAACAACCGCAGAGGCGAGGGGAGACCAGAGGCAACGCAACGGGGGAAGCUGGGUUCCUACUGGGACAGGAUGCUAGAGAACUUGCCCGGGGGACCAUGGGGGAUGCCAGACAGACACUGGGCAGAGCUUAUACCAAAUAACUGGGCAGCCCACCAGCGUGAGUGUGCAGACAUUAGUAGCUCCAUAAUCCAUAACCAUGAUGUGGUCACUACAUCUCAGGGUCAAAAGGACAGCAAUUCAGACAACAUAGGUAGCAUCUCCACCAACAGCACCAUGUGUGACUCCUACCCCACACCUUUGUGGUCACAUGGACAUGACUGGAGUGAGAGGGAUUGCAUCCUGUCCCUCAUUGAGUUUGACCUGUGUCCCCCGUCGCCCAUCAGUCUUACCCGCAGCAUUGACAAUGCACUUCAUUUUGACGACCUCCUGGGAUUAGGCAGCCUCUUCACGCCACCACCUCCAUCUUGGACUCAAGGCCUGGAGCCGUACUGCCCACAAGCAGGCAGCGCCACUGCUCCUGCCACACCCGCACACAUCGCCUACAGGUGGGCCCUGGAUGCUGGCUCCAGCCCUGUGCAGCCUCACUGCUUCAGGGGCUCGUCGCACCACUUCCAAACACCGCGGUCAGACGCCCAAUCUCCUCUGUCUACAACAGACCUUAGACUGCACUUAGAGGAGUCUGACCAGCCACCCGGGAUACAGGGCGUCAUCGUUAUGGAGGACGACUGGAGCAGCGUGAGCAGUACAGAUGACAUCACCGACCUAUAGACUCCUUUAUGUGAUGCCAUUGGGACACCUGAGGGAUUUAAACUGCUUUGUGUCUUUCCCACUGAAUCAGAUUGAACUCUAGUGCAGCUGUCAAAAUGAGGCCACCCAGUGCUCUCUCAGCCACUGGUCCAAUAAUUCUGAGCUGUAAUGUUUAUUUGUAGCAUAAACAAACAACAACGAGAUUAUAUUUGAAAAGGUAUUGCACGAUGUUAAUACAAUAAGAGCAAUGUGUAUAAGUAUAAUGUGUGAUAUGUCAUUAUAUCAUCACGUUUAUUUCUAUCUUUUUACUCCCUUUACAAUUUCUACAUGAAAGCACUUUAUUAGGCUGCCAACGUCAUUGUAUGUACAUUAUGCACAUGGCUUCACAGAAACACACCAUCAGCUUGUCCUGAAACCUCGUCAACAAAGUCAGGAUUAAUGAUUUUUUUUUUUAUAGUAUGUUCGAAUAAUAGCUUAGACUUUCAUAUAAGCAAUCAUGAAUGCUAUGUUUAGAAAACUCAAACUGCGUUAAAAAAAGAUAUUUAGAUGAAUUUUCAUUAAUUCGUUUAUUUCCCUUGUCAAACAGAUGGCCACCUUGGCCUACUAAUGAUUCAAAACCAAUCCAAAUGUUUCACAAACACAUAGGCUAUAGAGGACAUUCUGAGUAGGAAACUUAUUUAACUGCCCAAAUCAAUGUAAUUUGAGAAAUUACAUUCUCUAUGCUAUCAGAAGAACCUACUUGUCUUUUUGGAAUAACAUUUUGUAUAUGUGAUUGUUGUUCAAUGAAUAAACAAUUAGAAUGUA
Messenger RNA from Alosa alosa (allis shad), 3267 nucleotides. Its product is annotated as proline-rich transmembrane protein 3-like. NCBI's taxonomy places the organism in Eukaryota, Metazoa, Chordata, Actinopteri, Clupeiformes, Clupeidae. The transcript has 3 exons. Bases 1 to 2484 code for a protein of 827 amino acids. The record is from RefSeq and is a predicted model, not a curated record.